GAAACUUGGCGGUUAAAGCUCCAGUUGGGACCCUGCGACGCGAGACGGGGAGGAACUGGGAAGGGACGUAUAGUUUGAGACGGUGCUGAAGUAGGAUCAUGAAGGAAGAGGUGAAGGGAAUUCCUGUAAGAGUGGCACUGCGUUGUCGCCCUCUGGUUCCCAAAGAGAUUAGCGAGGGCUGCCAGAUGUGCCUUUCUUUCGUGCCCGGGGAGCCUCAGGUGGUGGUUGGUACUGAUAAGUCCUUUACCUACGAUUUUGUGUUUGACCCCUCUACUGAACAGGAAGAAGUCUUCAAUACAGCAGUAGCACCACUCAUAAAAGGCGUAUUUAAAGGAUAUAAUGCAACUGUCCUGGCCUAUGGGCAGACUGGCUCUGGAAAAACCUAUUCAAUGGGAGGUGCAUACACUGCAGAGCAAGAGAAUGAACCAACAGUUGGGGUCAUUCCUAGGGUAAUACAAAUGCUCUUCAAAGAAAUUAAUAAGAAAAGUGACUUUGAAUUUACUCUGAAAGUGUCUUACUUAGAGAUUUACAAUGAAGAAAUUUUGGAUCUUCUAUGCUCAUCUCGUGAGAAAGCCUCUCAAAUAAAUAUACGCGAGGAUCCUAAAGAAGGCAUAAAGAUUGUAGGACUCACUGAGAAGACUGUUUUAGUUGCCCUGGAUACUAUUUCCUGUUUGGAGCAGGGCAACAACUGUAGGACUGUGGCCUCCACAGCUAUGAACUCCCAGUCAUCCCGAUCUCAUGCCAUCUUUACAAUCUCUAUAGAGCAGAGAAAGAAAAAUGACAAGAAUAGCAGCUUUCGCUCCAAGCUGCAUCUUGUAGACCUUGCUGGAUCAGAAAGGCAGAAGAAAACCAAGGCUGAAGGAGAUCGUCUAAAAGAGGGUGAGAAAGUAAUUAAGGUCAUAGUUGUGGAUAAAAAUUUCUAGUAGUCCUAUUGGUAUUGUUAGUGUUUUGACUGGGAUAUUUCAGAUCACAUUCUAACAAUAACUACAAUUCAAAUUUGAGGCUGAUUUCAGAAAUAGUGGAAAAUUUUUUCUUUCCCUUGCACUCAUUCUCUAAUUCAGGUAUGAGAUUUGGAUCUGGCACUUGGUUUGACUUUAUCUGGUCUAGGCAAGUUUUAGCUUUUGUAUUGUUUUGUUUUACUGUCAGCUACUUAUAAUUAAAAUAAAUAUGCUGAUUCUGUCAUUUUAAGUAUUCGCUAUCCCUUCCAGAAGUUGUCACAUAUAAACCUCAUCAGCAUAGUUUCCAUAUAUUCAUUCAAGUUGU
Carlito syrichta (Philippine tarsier) is the source of this 1263-nucleotide messenger RNA. Its product is annotated as chromosome-associated kinesin KIF4A-like. The record is from RefSeq and is a predicted model, not a curated record. Lineage: Eukaryota; Metazoa; Chordata; Mammalia; Primates; Tarsiidae. Gene Ontology annotation, molecular function: ATP binding; microtubule motor activity; microtubule binding. Bases 99 to 923 code for a protein of 274 amino acids. The transcript has 7 exons. Gene Ontology annotation, biological process: microtubule-based movement; mitotic spindle organization.